ACGUUUUUCAAAGCCCCGUCAGGUGGAACAGAUAGGUGGAGUUUGUCCACAACAAAAGCUGAACUAUUACCUGUGCAGGCAGUUCUCUCCUUUGUUCCUCUGCUCUCACUCUCUCUGUCUUUCUCUGUGUCCUAAAUAUGAUCAUGCUAAAGUUCAAUGCGCAUAGGCAGGGACAAUAGACAGGAGAAGGACAUUGUGAAAUUCUCUAGGAGGGGUGUUAUUAAGUAGUUUCACCUUACUCAUUCCUUGUUUAGGGACAAGUGAACGCACACCUGAGUAGCAACUGAGAAACAACACUACAUGAUAAGACAGAAGGUCGAAUUACCAACCGACCAAAUAUGACUAUCAAGAAGACAGAUGUUCUCCGAAGGAUUGUGUCCAAAGACGGCCAUAACAAUGUGCGCAUUGACAAUGUGGAGGGCAUGGUCAAACUUUAUCUUCACGAUAUCUGGACCACAGUAGUAGACAUGAAAUGGCGCUAUAAACUCACUCUUUUUGCCUCCACCUUCGUCAUGACCUGGUUCAUCUUCGGCGUCAUCUUCUUCUUCAUUGGCAUGGGCAAUGGCGAUUUUAACUCUGAGCUGCCCUCCAAUCACACUCCUUGUGUCAUGAACGUGGAGACUUUGACAGGUGCCUUUCUCUUUUCCCUGGAAUCUCAGACCACCAUUGGCUACGGCUUCCGCUACAUUUCUGAAGAGUGCCCGCUCGCCAUUUUCACCCUGGUGGCACAGCUGGUCAUCACUGGCCUGGCGGAGAUCUUUGUGACGGGCGCCUUCCUGGCCAAGCUGGCACGCCCGAAGAAGCGGGCGGAAACCAUAAAAUUCAGCAAGUGGGCAGUGGUGUGCCGUCAUGAGGGGAAGACAUGUCUGAUGGUGCGGGUGGCCAACAUGAGGAAGAGCCUGCUGAUUCAGUGCCAGCUAACAGGCAAACUGCUGAGCCCCAACAUUACCGAAGAGGGCGAGAAGACGUUGAUACACCAGACCAGCGUGGACUUCUACAUGGACUCCAGCGGAGACUGCCCCUUCCUUAUCCUGCCGCUCACCUUCUAUCACGUGUUGGAUGAGAGCAGCCCUCUGAAGGGCCUGACUGCUGAGAACCUGAAAACGCGUGACUUUGAGCUGCUGGUGACCCUCAACGCAACCAUGGAGUCCACGGCCGCCACAUGUCAGAGCCGCACCUCGUACAUUCCUCAGGAGAUUCUGUGGGGUUGCGAGUUCAAGCCAGUGCUUUUCAGCACACCCGGUGGACGAUAUGUUGCUGACUUUAACUACUUUGACAAGGUGCAGGGGAGCAUCGACCCUGCAAUCAUCAUUACUUGCAAUAAAACUGAGAAACUGAAGCUUGAGGAAGAGUAUAAGAAAGAAUAGAUAGGGGCACACUAGACUAAAUUAAACUUCUGACUGUUAUACAAUAGCUAGUCUGUUCUCAAUUCAAUCUCAAAAUGAAUGUGUGUAUUUCUGUCGUGUUUCAUCAGUUGUCCGGUUAAAAUCUCUGAGUAAAAGAAGAUAUUCAUCUGCAGAGUGAAAGUACAGUCUGGAAGCCAAACAAAAGAAGGCAAAGAAGAGCAAAACCAGAACUGGGUUUCAGGUGCUGGAUUCCAAUUGUAAUUGAAUUAAUUCAUAAUUGUUACUGUAUUACAACAAAUUAUCGUUAUAUAUCCUAUAUGAUUACAUGAAAAUAGAUAUAUAGUAAAAUUGUAACAGAUCAUUUGGAUAGUUGCAUUUAUUUUAUUUGACUGUAAAAGGCAGAUGGGUGUAGAAUGAAUCAUGUUUGUAAGAUAAUGGAUCUGAUGUUUUUUUUUUAAAUAAACCAUUGUCUUUAAAA
Messenger RNA from Hypomesus transpacificus, 1824 nucleotides. It is a transcript of the gene kcnj15, whose product is annotated as potassium inwardly rectifying channel subfamily J member 15. Gene Ontology annotation, molecular function: inward rectifier potassium channel activity. Gene Ontology annotation, cellular component: plasma membrane. The record is from RefSeq and is a predicted model, not a curated record. Gene Ontology annotation, biological process: potassium ion import across plasma membrane; regulation of monoatomic ion transmembrane transport. The coding region runs from base 339 to 1367 and encodes 342 amino acids. The transcript is spliced from 2 exons. Lineage: Eukaryota; Metazoa; Chordata; Actinopteri; Osmeriformes; Osmeridae.